Molecule: messenger RNA, 4981 nt
Organism: Brienomyrus brachyistius
Lineage: Eukaryota; Metazoa; Chordata; Actinopteri; Osteoglossiformes; Mormyridae
Product: ADAMTS-like protein 2
Exons: 18
Coding region: 118-3024 (968 amino acids)
Biological process (GO): extracellular matrix organization
Cellular component (GO): extracellular matrix
Molecular function (GO): metalloendopeptidase activity
Source: RefSeq, a predicted model, not a curated record
UGUAAAGCCAUUAAUGCAUCAGGGCUUCCUCUCAUUACACCGCAUAGUGCGAGUCUCCUUUUAAAUUGUGAUUAAAGUUUUGGGGGGGUGGAAGUAUUCUUGUUUUUCAGUUAAAACAUGUACUGUCCGUCCAGCGUAAGUUCUUGUGUUUUGUUCAUUCGCGGUCCAGUCUUACUUCUAUGGAUUUUUGGGAAAGCAUCAAGCGUCAGCUUUAAGGACAGUAGUGAAGAGGGGGAGGUGCCGCAGAGCCAGCACAAGGAGGUGGCCCAGUGGUGGGGGGAGUGGAGCAGCUGGUCCACCUGCUCGCGGACCUGCGGAGGAGGGGUCCAGUCGCAGGAGCGCCAUUGUCUGCAGCAGAGACUUGUAGCCACAUAUAAUGGCAACACCUCAGUGUGCUCCGGUUCUGCAAAGAAGUAUCGGCUGUGUCAGAAUCAGCUGUGCCCCAACAACGGGGUCAGUUUUAAACAACUGCAGUGUUCCUUGUUCAAUGCCAAAGCCUUCGGCCGAAGAUACUAUACGUGGGUCCCCCUGUAUCCGGAUGAUUACAUCAGCAUCUCAAACAGGCCAUGUGACCUCCAGUGUACCACAACCACAGGGGAGAAGCAGCUGCUGGUCCCGGCCCAAGACGGCACAUACUGUCGGGAUUGGGUCUACCAGGGGGUCUGCAUUGAAGGCCGGUGCCAGGUGGUGGGAUGCGACGGAAAGCUGUACUCCGGUAAGACGGUAGACAAGUGCGGAGUCUGCGGUGGAAGUGGGGCCUCCUGUUAUCGUGUCUCGGGCUCCUACCGAAAAGGAAUCGCACAGUUAGGUUACCUGUUAAUAACGAACAUUCCUGCUGGAGCCACCGACAUCCAAGUCAUUGAACGGCGAAAGACUGAAAACAUUCUUGCUCUGUCGGAUGAAGCGGGACACUUCUUCUUCAAUGGGAAUUCUGUCAUCGACAAUCCCAGGAAUUUCCACGUGGCUGGCACGAUCUUCAAGUACAGGCGCCCCGCUGGCCUCUUUGCUGAUGGCUUUGAGUACAUUAUUGCCCAAGGUCCUACCAAUCAAGGUCUUAACAUCAUGUAUUACAACUUGAAUGGGAAGAUGCCACACAUCACAUACGAGUACACUGUGCCUUGGACACCUUCACCGAGAACAACAGCAACCAUGAUGUUAGCCCCAGAACCUGUGCAGCUCGUGCCCCUUGAGGCUGUUCCAGACCCAGGCCGGGACACUAAUGACACUUUGGUGGAGCUUGCAUACAACAAUGAGAUCGAUGUGAGUGAGCAGUAUAAGUUGCAGAACAGCACAAGUGCCAUUGUCCAGUAUAAGGGUGUAGUUGGCGACCCGGGCACAGAUGUCUUGGAAUGGCGAUUCCAAACCCCACCGAACUUCACCAGUGUUCCCAGUGAUGUUCUCUUUCAGAACAAUGUGGGGAACAGCCAAGAGGGUCAUAAAGGAACAGUCGAUACUGGUUCUGAUUCCAACACGAUCAACAGGAACGGCGCUGAUCUAAAUGGGACGCAUCGGACUUCCAAACUCCUUUUCAGGGGCCAACUUUUCAAGUUGGGGAUCCCGUCCAAGCCGGGGGCUCUUCGACGGAUGUGCAAGAACAGCUCUGCGCUGUGUCCCAACCUUGAAGGCCCACAGAACACUCUGGAAGUGCUUCCGGGAAGCUUGACCCCUGACCCACAUUCGGAUUCGAAGGCUAAAGCGGCCUACAGGCCUGUGAAGCAGCUGAGACCUUUGGCCAAUGACACAUUCCCCCAGCAGGUGGGGGUGCUGAACCACCAGGUGGAGCCAGCUCAGGCACCCGGAACAGAAAGUAAUGAGUUUGAGGUGGGGCCUCCUGAUCGUGACAUCAGCCUGGCUGACAUGUACAGAUGGAAGGUAUCUGCGUACGCCCCCUGCAGUUCAACAUGUACCACAGGAAUAAGCACAUCGUAUGCGCUGUGUGUCCGCUACGAUGGACAGGAAGUCGAUGACAGCUACUGCGAUUCCAUGACGCGACCGGAGCCAACGCAUGAAUUCUGCACCGGCAAGGAAUGCCCACCAAGAUGGGAGACCAGCCAAUGGAGUGAGUGCUCUCGCACCUGCGGCGAGGGCCACCAGUACCGCUUGGUUCGCUGCUGGCGGAUGAUGGCGCCCGGCUUCGACAGUUCUGUCUACGAUGACUUGUGCCGGGCCGCCGAGCUGCCAAAGCCCAUGGGCCGUAAGGUGUGCCGGAACCGGGCCUGCGGACCCCAGUGGGAGGUCUCCGCCUGGUCUGAGUGCUCUGCUCGCUGCGGCAGAAGAGGGGUGCAGAUCCGUGAGGUGCGAUGCUCCAUGGAGGCGCGGCUGUGCAAUGAUUCCGCCCACCCAGAGGCAGAGAGGGAGUGCGAGGGCCCACCGUGUGACCGCAGGUGGACCGUGUCAGACUGGGGGCCAUGCUCGGGGCCCUGCGGAGAGGGCAGGAUGACCCGCUCCGUGGUGUGCAAGAACAGCAGCGGUAACGUCAUCUCAGAUGUGGCGUGCGACUUGGACCUCAAGCCCCUGGUGGUGUACCCAUGUGGGGAACAGAACUGCCCCGCCCACUGGGUGGAACAAGAGUGGGAACAGUGCAAUGCCACCUGUGGGCGGGGUGUAAAAACGCGGCAGGUAGUGUGCUCAGGUUUGGAAAAUGGUGUGUUCAAGGAGUUCCCUAAGCACGCCUGCAGCGCUCAGAACAAACCACUGGUGAGCUCAGCUUGCUUUGAGAGGCCCUGCUCCAAAUGGUUCACCACGACGUGGUCCCAGUGCAGUAAGACGUGCGGCAGCGGGGUGAAGGUGCGUGAGGUGAAGUGUUACCAGGGGGAGGAGCUGGGACACAGCUGUGACAUGGCACUCAAACCCGAGGCCAGGCAGGCGUGCGAGGUGCAGGCCUGCCCAACGGAGGCACCGGUGGAGGAGGAGUGCCAGGACAAGGCGACGGCGAACUGUGCUCUGGUGCUGAAGGUGAAGCUCUGCACGCACUGGUAUUACAGGAAGGCCUGCUGUCUGUCUUGUAAGAGCAAGACCCAGUAGGGAACUGGAGAGUGAGGGCCGUUCAGUGUGUCGGCCCGUCUGCACUGGCGAAGGGACUGCACUGGACCCGGGGGUUAGCCCAGUGUGACAGGCAGCUCCUAUCAACCCAGAAGGGCGGGACAGUGCUGCUGCAGUUACUGUGUAGGAACAUUCCUCUUGGCAGUCAUGUGUGGAGAGUAUAGCUGUCUCAUUUGUAACCAUUUUAUUUACUGUACAGCUUAUUUUGCGUAUUGAUAUUGUUACUUGAAAUUUUCAUGAAAAGCAAUAGUCAUGUCACCUUGUGUUCUGCAAAGCGAAACUUGCACCAUUGGCCAAUACAUAUUUUUUCUUUUUCAUUUUGGUUUUUUAAUGUCAUUGGACAGUUUAUCCGCAGAGGCUUGUUUGUGGUUAGAUAUGUGCUACUUGCAUGCCUAAGCAAUCACCAUGGAUCUCAUCCUCUAAGGAAAAAAUACCACUAAUGUGAUGUCCUACAAAUGUUUAUUGAAAUAUCUGUUUUAUCUCAUUCAAAUAUACAAUUUACAUGGGUCAAGAAAACCAAUAAGUUUGAAAUUCUUGGUUAUUAUCUAGGAGUGACUGACAAACUAGUACUUAUCCCUGCAGCAUUUCUUUCCUUAACUACAGUGUAAAUAUUUCAGUGGCAGUUGGAUACAUUCUUGUUUAUUCAUUUACAUUGCUUUAAAAAUAUUGAGGUUUGUGCCCUGUAAAUGACAAAUUAGCAUAUUUUGACAAAAGUACAUGGAUACCCUUAUGUAUUAGAGGAAUUGGGCAAUUAAGACACAUCCCAUGCUGACACAGGUGUAUCAUUAAGUACACGGUCCCACAAUCUCCUGCAACUAAUAUUAACUGCAGAACGGGUGGUUGUACAAAGGACAUUUUUGAGUGCUUGUGUGGCACCGUAGGCUGUAGGAUACCAUCUCUCCAAGUCAGUUUGCCACUUCUCUGUGAUGAUCAACUGUGAGCGAAGGGAUUGCAAAAGGCAAAAUGUCUGAUACAGGUGUAAAGUGGUUGGCCACAGACGCUCACAGGAAGAAACCUGAACACCCAGCAUCAAAACCCAACCUGAAUGGCAGCAAAUGCCACCAGCAAUUUUCUAACAUCUAAUGGUAAGUUUUCAGUCUCUUGUUUCACCCUAAGAUGCCAAAUUAUGGUUAAGGUUAGUUUAAGUUAAGUUGGGUUAGGGCUAAAAUCCACCUAUGUUACCCCCGUACCAUCCGAUUUGGGAGCGUGGUGGGGCGUGGCCUGGUCCAUACGAAUAAAAACUGUGUUUUUGUGACAGUUCUGCUCCCCUGUAGGAUAGGAAACCAGAGUACCAUACUUUGUAGGACAUUUACUGUCUAAUAACCUGAUGUAUCAGGCUAAGGCCCGAAAUUAGAGUUAGCCAACUGAGGCUAGAGUUAUGGUUAGAAAAAAAUUGUAAUUUUCAGCCAUCAACUUGGGUUUUUAUGACUAGUCUUAUCCCCCAUCGGAUAGGAAACCGCAGAUUAGCAUGCUUUUGGUAGCAUAUUUCCUGCUUUCCAACAGUCUGUUGUUUCACCCUAAGGCCCCAAAUUAGGGUUAGGGUUAGCAAAGUGAGACUAGGGUUAGGGACUAUCUCUCCAGUAUCUGUAAUGCUGGUUUUUCCACAUAAACUGUUUUGAUUCCUGCAGUGAUUUUUGUUUCUUAAUCUUUCGUGGUUUUAUAUACCUCCAGUGACUCUCAAUAGUAGUGCAAAGGUAUUCAAGGGUUUCCUGUUGCAGGCCCGUAAGGUCGGAGGACACACCCCCAUAGGCCAGUUCAUCUCUAUUGACACUUCUCAAGCACAAGGCCUGAACUGUAACAAUGUCAUGUUUUGAAGCAUCUAUUUCAAGGUUAUUAUUAUUGAUAGGCAAUGUAGCAUAGCAAGUGGCUGCGUGACGUAGGUCUGGCAGUGAUGGAGAGGUCCAUGGAUUUCUGGGGAAAAGUGGGAACUGGAGGGGAA